UUAACAGGACUGAAAAAGCGUACCCGAAAGGCCUUCGGGAUACGGAAGAAAGAAAAGGACAGUGACUCCACUGGAUCCCCAGACAAAGAAAAAUCUAAAAAAGCCAAUGGUGCACCGAAUGGUUUCUACGGUGAGAUCGACUGGGAUCGUUAUAACUCUCCUGAUGUUGACGAUGAGGGUUACAGCGUUAAACCCGGAGAACAAGGAGGAACAGCUCCAAAAGUCAAGACGUUCUUCUCCUCCAGUGAGUCGGAGGGAGAGGAGGAGCACGGAAAGAAAUUUAAGAUCAAGAUCAAACCUUUGACAGCAAACAGUGGAAACUGUACAGUGUCUACUAUGGAUGAGCUGAAGGCCUCAGUGGGGACGCUGGCCAUCUCUCCUUCUCCUCUGGUUAGUCUCGCUAGAAAGAGUCCGUGCCCGAUGAAGCGAAACCUGUCAAAUGAGGAGAUCGCCAGACCACGACGAUCUACUCCAACACCCACGACAACUCCAGGACCUGGUUCGGACCCGCCCAGAGAAAACACAACAGCGUUCUUCGGCCCACCGUUUGAGACCAAUUUCGAAGCACACAACUCAGAAGUGUUCCCGGUUGAGCCGGAGCUCUGGUGUCAGUCCACUUCUCUCUCCACCUGUGUUCUCAGCAGAUCUCUGCCCACUGGAGCUCCGCCUCCACUUCCUCCAAAGAACAUUCCUGUGACCCCACCUGGACGCAGUUCUAGCUCUGUAGAGUCCUCCGGUUAUUAUAGUGUGGUUCCUAGCAUCAGAGGAGAGGGAUCAGCUUCGGCCUGUCAGGACGCCCCAUUAUCUGACCCAUCCGGAGGGGCGUCUAUGCCUGACUUGGACAGUGUUUUUGGGCCUGUGGAGACGCCCAGGUCUGCAUCAGAUGUGGUGCAGUGCAGCUGGGUGAGCUUCAGCGAAGGCUCUCCCGCCAGACCCCCUCCCCCAGACGAACCCGCCCCUUCUCCGCCUCUGUCUUCUUCCCCCACGGACUCGCCCCCAACCUCGCCCCUCAACCUGCCGCCUCCCGCCUCCCCGCCUCCCCCCCUCCACUCCAUCCCGCCUCCAGAUUCACCUCCACCACCUCCACCCUCGGACUCUCCUCUGAAUUCACCUCCACCACCUCCACCCUCGGACUCUCCUCUGAGUCCUCCAGACCUCCCCUGCUGCUUUCAGCUCCCGGAGUCCGAGCUCACCCAAGAGUCCCCAAUGACCCCCGCCAGCCCCGGACUGCCCUUCCCGCCAGCAGACCACCAUCCUCAUGGAGCCAUACCUUCCCCUCUUACCUUGAGAGACGACAGCAGGAGAACCCCUGACCUGGUGGGCAUGAGGGAUGAGAUUUCUGUGUUUGGCACAUCACCCAAAGACCUCGCAGCAGGAAGCUUCAGAGGAACCCCACCUCCUCUGCCACCUCCUACUUACAGGAGUGUGGUGGGCUCCCCGGGGCCCGGCAGUGGGCCGUCGUCUCCCGCACGUGCCGGCACUCCGCUGUCCGCUGGGAGUCCGAUCCCACCUCUACCACCAAGACCAUCGUCACGACCUAAACUACCACCUGGAAAACCAAACCUAGCAGAUCUGGCCCGACCCUUCAGCCCCCCCAUCCACUCGUGGAGUCCUCCACCCUUUGCUCCUCUGGCCAGAGCCGAAAGCACCUCCUCCAUCUCCUCCGUCACCUCUCUGAGCGCAGCCUCCACACCUACACUAGGCCGAGAGCUCAACCUCUCUGUGUCAGUAUGCUCCAGAGGUCCGAGUCCUCUCACAAUGGGUCCCCAGGACACUCUACCGGUGGCAGCCGCCUUCACAGAGACCAUCAGCGCUUACUUUAAAGGAGCAGAUCCCACUAAGUGUUUGGUGAAGAUCGCCGGUGAGAUGGUGUUGUCUUUCCCAGCAGGGAUCACCAGACACUUCUCCACCCAUCCCAGUCCACCGGUGCUGACCUUCACCAUCAGUCAGUACAGUCGACUGGAGCAGGUCCUUCCCAACCCACAGCUUCUGUGCUGCGACACCACGCCACCUACAGGUGAUUCAAAGGAGUUCUGGGUCAACAUGUCAAACCUGUUGAGUCACCUGAAGAAGGUGGCUGAGCAGAGGCCACAGGCCACGUACUACAACGUAGACAUGCUGAAGUACCAGGUGUCCACUCGAGGCAUCCAGUCCACUCCGCUGAACCUGGCGGUGAGCUGGCGGGGUGAUGCCUGCAGCACAGACCUCAGGAUAGACUAUAAAUACAACACGGAGGCCAUGCCCAUACCCACACCGCUCACCAACAUCCACUUCAUGGCAGCUGUGGACGGCGGCGUGAACAAACUGCAGGCUAUGCUCCCACUUGCCCACUGGAACCCGGAGGAGCAGAACAUAAUGUGGAAGAUCCCAGAGCUCUCACAGAGGUCUGAAAAUGGAGGCGUGGGCGCUCUUCUGGCUCGCUUCCGGUUAGCCGAGGGUCCCAGCAGACCUUCUCAGCUGGCAGUGCAGUUCACCAGUGAGGGCAGCACUCUGUCUGGAUGCGAUUUUCAACUCGUCGGUUCAGGCUACAGACUCUCUUUGGUCAAAAAAAGGUUUUCUGCAGGUAAAUAUCUGGCAGACAACUGACAUGUAGGAUGGACUGCGAGUGGGGAUGCUCUUUUGGCACUACAAAGACUUUGGAAAAAUGUUUUUAUUGAAAUACAGCACUCAAAAUCUCACGUAUAAUGUCUGGUGUAGAAUAUCAUCAGUGCGUUCUGUGGGUGUGUGUAUGUGAAUAUCAGUAAAUAUUUUGUGUGUGUAUAUGAUAAAACUUCAGGACAAAUGCAAUACGUGGACUUUUUUCGCUGGGUUCUUGCAGAAGGCAGAGUUUCUUUUUUCACUAUUGCACAUUUUCUCUCUGCCCCAAACCAAACACACCUAGUGACAUUACAAUCUAAUAACACCAGG
Molecule: messenger RNA, 2907 nt
Organism: Puntigrus tetrazona (Sumatra barb)
Lineage: Eukaryota; Metazoa; Chordata; Actinopteri; Cypriniformes; Cyprinidae
Product: SH3-containing GRB2-like protein 3-interacting protein 1
Exons: 22
Biological process (GO): plasma membrane tubulation; cytoskeleton organization; regulation of endocytosis
Cellular component (GO): endosome; plasma membrane; cytoplasm
Molecular function (GO): phospholipid binding
Source: RefSeq, a predicted model, not a curated record